Molecule: messenger RNA, 40155 nt
Organism: Podarcis lilfordi (Lilford's wall lizard)
Lineage: Eukaryota; Metazoa; Chordata; Lepidosauria; Squamata; Lacertidae
Source: the annotation of a GenBank genome assembly
CGGCAGGAGGCGGGCGGUAGGGAGGGGGCGUCUGUGUUGCCGGCAGGGGCGGGGAGAAGUUCACCAGAAGCGCGGCGGCGGCGGCGGCUCCGCCUCCCUGUGGUCGGUGCGCGGCCUGGAGACCCCGCCUCCUGCCUCCCUCCUCCCUGCCCGGCUGGCCUCUCUCUCUCUCUCAGGCAGCCAUGGCGGCGGCGGCGGAGCAGGAGCAGCAGCAGUUCUACCUUCUCCUAGGCAACCUGCUCAGCCCGGACAAUGUCGUCCGGAAACAGGCCGAGGUGACUGGCGGCUUCGCGUUGUUUCGCACCCCCCACCCCGUUCCCCGCUCUCCCUUUCCCGCCGGCUCCAGCCUCGGCCGACCGCGCUGUCCGGACCCGGCCUUGCCCUGUCAGCCUCUCAGCGCCGUGUGUGUGUGUGUCUCGGCGUGCGCGCGCGGGGCGGCCCUGGCGGGGCCCACGUGCUCCGGCCGGAAUCUCCACAGACGGGGCCGGCGGCCGUUAGAGCCGUUGGCCGGGGGGCGUUUCGGCCACCAACCGCCCUUUCCCUCCCCCCCCCCACACACAAAGCCCCCCCCCGGGCGGCACCUCCGCCUCGCACCGGCUCUUACCUCUUUUCUCCUCUUUCAGCUUGGGAAAUCCGGCCCCCGUUUUCCCUCUCUCUAAACGUGGGCCUUUCAGAGGAUCCUCCCCACCCCCCCUACCCUGACCUUUUCCCCUUCCACGUCCCCUGAUUUUUAUUUCCUUUUUAAUGCGAGAUCCUACGUUUCUAGUGCUGGCCCCGAUUUCUCAGUAUUCUCUUUUUUUCUCUCUCUCUCCCCCAAAUUCUGUUUUCUAUUUCCUUUUCCUCGUUCUCCACCUCAAACCUGACCCUGGUCGUGGAGAUAAGCGCCCGAGGCUGGAGCCACCAUAGCCUCCUCGACCAAGCCCUUAGAUUAAUAGGAUGGAACUGUUGGGAAGGGACCACGAGGAUCAUCCAUUCCGACCCCCUGCAAUGCAGGAGUCUUUUCACACACCGAGGGGGGGAGGGUUCGAACCCACAACCCUGAGAUGAAGAGUCUCAUGCUUUCCUGGCUGAACUACGCCUCGGGACAAAUGUAGAAUGGAAUAUCACAUGGAAUAGAGCUGUAGCAUUGUAGGGUUGGAAAGGGAUUCCCAAGGGCCAUCUAGUUCCAUCCCCUGCAGUGCACAAAUCUUGCCCACAGUCGUCCCUGGGUGGAAAGGGGUUGGGGGUCUCAGUUCCCUUUUCUAUAGGGACGAGCUCAGGAGGUGCAACCCUCCCAUUAGAUUUACAGGGGAGGGUCAGAUGAGGGAUAGAGGGGUACUGUGGUUUGCUGUAGCUGAGUAGUUUGUGGUAAGUUGGGCAACAUUAUAUAGCAAACUUAUUGGUAGACACAGUAGCUGCAAAUACUGUUUAUGCUGGCAGCAAAAAUGACCUCAGCUGCAAUGUUCCUGUGUUGAUCUAAGUUUUUUCAUUCAUUUGUUUACAUAGGCAUGCGCCAUUCUGGGCUGUGCUGGAGCACCUGGGGGAGAUGGGUCUGUUCUGAUUGCCAUCUCUUUCCAAGACACUGGGCAGGGAUGGGGCCACCCUUGAAGAAGAAUAAGUCUUAUGUCCACAGUUCAGCUAAUUUGCUGUGUGGCAAUCAGGGAGGGAUUCUUAAAAUAAGUGUCAUGCGUGCUUUCCCUUCCCCCAAUUUACUGUGGCCGGAGGGAUGUAGAUCUCUUGAAAACUUAGCAGAGCUUGCUGCGUGAACCGUGAGAUAAUGAACCUGUCUCUUAAGCUUUGUGUUUUCUAAUCUGUGAAGUGGCUUCAGUGUUCAAUAGGGUACUGAAUGAAGCUUUCCCCCCUUUUCUGUUGUAUGUGUCUUAUUAUUAGAGAAAACUCUGAACUACAGGAUUUCUCUGUAAUUAGUAAAUCAGGAUAGCGCUUUAUUUCCACCCACAGGAGUGCUUUACAUCCUUUAUUGUAAAGCCUAGUGGGGAAUCUCUGUUCCAUUGAAAUAAAUACCGGCGUCUGGCUUAGCAUUUUCUCAUUGGAUGGCUGUGCUGGGGCUUUUAUCAUUUACAUCACUGGAGCGGUCAGUAGAGUUCAGCACAUUCUUUCAUUGGGAACAAUAGGGUAAAAAAAUCUGUUCUUAGUACCCUAAUGUAAAACAGAUCAGUCUGAUUAUUUUUCAACAUUGUACAUACCAACACAAGCAAUUUAAAUAUUGUGAAGCCGCUUGGCAUACAUGUAUGUUUUCUGAAACAUAGAUGAAAGAAGAGGCAAAUGGUGUAUUUGAGCAAAAAUAAAUUCUCUUGUGCUGCUCAUAAUGUGACCAGGUUGUAAGGACCAUGUGAGAGGAAAACCUUUUGCCUUUGGAUAUAGACAGUGGUGGUGUGUGGUCCCUGGAAGGUUACCCAGGAUGAAAUGCUGAAAAAAGUUAACCCAACCCCUGCUGGAAAGCCAACCAGUUGAGGAGAGCUCUUUAAGUGGAAGCCCACAUGGGUUAGGGUCCUGAAAGUAGUCUGAAUAGCAACAGCCAGUGUGUUAGGUAGGUGAAGCUGCUGGUAGACAGUGUAUGGGAGCAGAAAAGGGAACUCCUGCUCUUCUUGGCACUGGGAGAUGGGAGUAGGGUGCCACAUUCAUCACCAGGUAUUUGCAUAUUGAAGGAUGUGUCACUGUCUACUAGCACAAAAAGUGUAAGGAAAGGAAAUCACUCUCAGCCCUCUGUCAGAGUGCAAUGGCAGUUUUUCAUGGCGAGUCACCUUACCAGCCACUGCUGAGUAUGAAUGAGAAUGAUGUCACUAAAUUAGAAGAGAGGACUGAGAUCACUAGUUUUUGGAGUAGGUUUGCAUGCGGAAAUAGGCAGUCCUUAGUCUUGAUUUCUUUUUACUUCUCCACUGUGCAUACUUUGGAGAGUUAGCAGGAUCUAGGCUGAAGAGUUCAAUUUUUCUUUGAAAAUGUCCACAAUGCUACAUUGAACCUUUUUUGUGUUUGUUUUCUGGAAUCUAUGCAAGAGGGAUGUCUGUCAACUUGAAGCUCUUUCCAUUUUGAAUAUGCAGUGUGAAUACACACAACUUGCGCAGUCGCACUCUGGGGGGGGUGCCUAAAGUCGAAACCAUGCAUAGUCAGAACAGUCCUGGAACCACCCCCGCAUGACCAUCGCUACCUUUUUGAAGCCAAUGUGAGAAGUGGGCUUUGUCCGCCUUCCUUACUGGGCUCUGGGAGGGUCUUGCAUGGGCUCUGGGAAGCUCCAGCGAGAUCCAGAGCCCAUCUGAGGCCGGUAAACAAGCCUGAGAGCUUAAAAGAACUUUUAAGCUUUCCACUUUGUGUGCGUUUAAUUUAUGCUAUGUCGGUUGACCUGCCAUCAAGUUUGUAAAACUGCAAUAAUGCAAAUUGAACGUCAACUGUAUACUUAAAUACCUGAAGCAAAGAAUAUUGGGAAUUGUUCAUUCCAGCCAAUUCCACAAAAUCCCAUUUCUCAGUCAUUCCAAUGUUAAAAACAGAAAGCACUGACUGUCUCACAGGGCAAAUCAAAGUAAAAAGUAAAGAGCUAGAUAAAAUAAUAAGCAGUACUUCAUAGGCUAAAGUAACUAGCGCUAUUUGGCAGAACAGAGUUAAGAACACAGCAAGCACUAAUCUCUUUAUAGAUGUUGAUAGAUAUGUUAGUCUUGCUUUCUAAAGGAAAUGAUAAAGUUAAUUUUCAAGGUUUUAGUUUAGAAUUAUACCUUUGUUCAAUAGAACUGGUGGAUCAAACUUAUUCAAAUUGAAAGUUAAUCUCAACAUAGGUGCUUCUGUGAUAUGCUUUCCAGUAAAUUUAAAAAUUGAACUUAUUAGAGCAUAUCUGAGGGUCAAACUAAUGCCUCAUGGUUUUUGUUUUUAAUGAUUCUCUUUUCUUUCGUAGGAAACAUAUGAGAACAUACCAGGCCAAUCUAAAAUUACAUUCCUUCUACAAGCUGUCAGAAAUACUACGGUUGCUGAAGAGGUAUUUUCUAAGAAGUAUUCCCUACAAAACAUUUAUAAUAGCAUAAUUGAAGCAUUGUUUCAUGUUGUGGUAAAAUGAAGUAGCAUUGUAUUUAAUGUUAUCAGCUGUAAUAGGCAACUGAAAAUACAUCGCUAGCAAUGUCAGUAAGUUAAAGAAGAAUUAUUGGAAAUUUGUCUCAGUAGCAAAUACUACUGCAGUAAUGAUCAUACAGUUCCUUCCUGUCUUUGCACCAUAGAUUGGAAGCUUCAGUUCCCAUUUUAGUGGCAAACCAUUGGUUUUUUCAAUGGUUUGAUAGACACAUUGGCUUGGAUCCUAAAUUCCCUUCUGUACACGAGUUAAGGCAUUCUCCCUUUCCCUUUGACUCCUGGUGCCGUCUGAAAUUCUGUUUUCUGAAAGCAGCCUAUCUAAUAUGCACCUCUGGGCUCAUAAUGUCUUGGAAUCUACUCCUUAUUGCAUUGCUCCUUAACAUAUUUGCUGCCCAAACCUAUUAUUGCUUGUGCAUUAGGUUUUAAUUUCACUUACUGACUUAACAACUGUUGUAGUAGAAGCAUUUGCAAUCAGUAAGUCAUGGCAGCUGAAAAUGCUAUGUGUCUAAGAUGCACGUGGGUUGCUAUACUAUGCAAAAUUAAGACCAAAUAUAUCAAUAUUGCAAUAAAUCACAGUGAGUAUUCUGGCAUGUACGCUGGUGGAACCAUUGCAUCUGACAUACAUCAAGAAAUCUGUACAGUGCCUGUGUUGCCUGACACUGCCAUAGAUGUUCCCACACAACACAGAUGGAAGUGGUUCAGUCUUUCACACAUUCCAUUUCUGUUGUCCUUAGCAUACUUGUCCACUACAAUGUGGCUGCUCAUUUGGUAGGAUUGCAUGUUCGCUGUCUCCCUAUUCCCUACAGAAGGGCUGUAGCUCAUAGCUUUGCAUGUAGAAGUUCCCAUGUUCAAUCCCCAACAUGUCCAGGUUGGGCUGUGAAUAUCCUGCCUGAAACCCUGGAGGGGAGCUGCUAACUAGAUGAAGUGGUCUGACUUUAUAUAAGGCAAAUUGCUGUGGUCCUUUGUCAUCACAGUAUUUCAAGUAGAACAUGCCACCAGUGUUGAUUCAAAUGCCUUGUACUAAUUAACUCAAUAUCUGAGCUGAAAUAACGAAUAAUUCAUAUUACUGUGGUUAGUGUAUACCCAUUGACCCCCUUCUGAGUAAUUCAUUCUGGAUUUUUUCUGGUUUGGAGUUUGCAGUUUGCAGUUAUAACUUGCUUGAAAGAAUGAAUACUUAAGUAGUCAAAGUAACAUUUGAAUUAAUAUGUUUCAAUAGUGUCUUUAAUAUAUGCCUAAUCUGUACACAAUUCACUUUAUUCGUUCGUGUUAACACAAAGUUAACCUUUUUACACAUGAUGUUUCCAUAUAAAUGUUAAUAUAUGGUAGAAAACAUUUGAUUUAAUUUGCUGAAACUAUUUACUAAAUGCCUCUUAAGUUCAAAGUUCUUCUAACAUAGAGUCAGUCACCUCGUUUAGUUCUUAUACCAACUGUGACAUGAAAUAGUUGAGUAAAAAAUAGCUAUGUGACUAAAGAUGCCAAAAAUAGGUGUGGCAGAGUCAGCACUUUGGCUGAACUUCUAGGUGUUUUGUUUAUGCUUAGUAGGAAAACAACAGCAAAGAACAGAAGUGGGAUAUAUUGUAUUGAAAUUAAUUCUCCCUCAUAUAAUGUAUAUCUGUCUUAACAGGCUAGACAAAUGGCUGCUGUGCUUCUACGAAGACUUUUGUCAGCUUCUUUUGAGGAAGUUUAUCCAACGUUACCCCCUGAAGUUCAAACUGCUAUCAAAAGUGAAUUGCUGUUGAUUAUUCAGCUGGAAACACAAUCCAGUAUGAGGAGAAAAAUAUGUGAUAUCGUAGCUGAGCUGGCCAGGAAUCUAAUAGGUAUAUUAUAUUAUUAUUUAUUUGUAUUUCUGUGAUGCUGGCUGUGUCUGAAAACAUUUAAAGCAUUUAAAGGCAAUGUAAACUUAAAUGAAAAAUACAGUAAAUCAACCAGGCACUAAUAAUAAUUUUAAAGGGUGAACAACUAGCAGCAGAAUCAUCAUAGGCUAGAAACAUGACCAUGUUUGACCAGACAGCAUCAUCCUUUCAUAGACGUUUUCCUAAAUAGAAAUGUUGUCACUUUCUAGAAAAAAAAUCAAGUGAAGGAAGUAGGCAAGUGGGUUAUUCUAGAAUGUGGGUGCAAUUACAGAGACAGCCUGUUUAGCAUCUUCUCUAAUCUUCCACUGUGCCUGAGCUUUCCCAUCUCUCCUCCAAGUUCUGUGGGGCUUUAGAAAAUAUUCCUGGCAACCAUAUAUAAUGUCCUCACAGUUUACAGCCUAUAAGGAAACGCUAUGCAAUUUUGGCAGUUUUUCCCUUUAAGAGAAUAAAACAAAUUAUUACUUUUUGGUUAACUAUUGUGGUUUCAAAAAUUCCUGUCUUUAUGUUCGUAUUCUAUCUCUUUUAGAUGAGGAUGGCAAUAACCAAUGGCCUGAAGGGCUGAAGUUUUUGUUUGACUCUGUCAGCUCUCAAAAUGUGGGACUGCGUGAAGCUGCGCUGCACAUCUUCUGGUAUACUAUUAUUUGCAGACAAGUGCAUGGUCAUGCAAGAUUGUCAGGUUGUUUAACAUUUCUGUUAGGAACCACAUCUUCAAACAUGACUUUCUGACUGGGUUGCAAGGUUCCUAGAAGCAAUUGGAUAAUGGUGGGUGAUCAUCCACAGGGAAGUUAUUGAGUGUAUUCUGGUGCAUGUUCCAAUUCACUUGGGGCAACAGUGAGACUUAACUGGCCUUACCGUUGCUCUGUGUGAGCUGAGUAUGAACUUUAGAUCUGGCAUCAGAGCUCUGACUUAACUCAGAAGAACUUUAUGGCAGACAGUUUGAUUUGCGGUGCUCUGCAUAAAGUUUUUAAGGCCUCAGGGAUGCUUAAAUGCACAUUUGUAUUGUCCCUUUAGGAACUUUCCUGGUAUUUUUGGAAAUCAACAGCAGCAUUAUUUGGAUGUCAUCAAACGGAUGUUGGUGCAAUGUAUGCAAGAUCAGGAGAAUCCCACGGUAAUUCAAAACUCAUUUCCUCUUUUGUCUGAAAAACUUGGUUAAUCUUGGAAUGUUUUCUACUCUAAAAAAGCAAACACCCGAAAUGAAAACAUGCCGCCUUUGUUGAACAGUUGAUAUCAUUGCAGAAGGAUAGACUACCUGGUUGGGAUGGAACUUGGAAGCAUUGUUUUACAGUAGUUUUUGUUCUCCUUGGGAUUGUGGUUCUGGCAUUUUCUUGUGCUUGUCUUGCUUGUUGCCCUGUGGAGCCCUUCAGGGUCCCAUCUUGUGUCUCAUGCCUACAUGAAACCAUUGGACGUGGACACCUGAGUUUUUGGGGAGUCACAAUGUGCUGAUGAUGCCCAGCUGUGUCUCUCCUUUGCAUCUAAAUUCAAGCAUUGUGUUCAAAGUCUGAAUUAGUGUCCAAUACUGGUAAUGGGUGAGAUGAGAGAGAACAAAUGGAAGCUUAAUUUCAGCAAAACACAAGUGUUCCUGAUCAAAUUAGAGAGAUUUUGCCUGCUUUUGAUAGAGAUGCACUUAUCUUUAAAAGUUGGAUUUGUGACUUGGAUAUUUUUCCCAACUCAGCCCUGAACCUGAAUGCUCAAUGUUUUUGCAAUGGCCAAGAAUUAUUUUGCACAGCUAGUAUGCCAACUUCAGCGAAGUAUCAGAUCUGGCCAAGGUGAUACAUGCUUAGGUUUCAUCUUAAUUAUAUCUUAUAGUACUGCAACAUUAUUUUUAUGUGGCUGCCUUUGGAGAGCAUUAGGAAACUGGUUCAGAAUGCUGUAGCCAGACUGACUUGGGACACUUAUAAGGAGCAUUCCUUAUACAGUGUACUGGUUGUGACCUACAAACCCUUACACAGCUAGAGACCAAACUACCUUAAUCACCAUAUUUUCCUAUAUGAGAUGUUUCUGAGAGACCCUACUUUUUAUCCUGCCAACAUCUGAAGCCUGUUUGGCAAGAACUAAAGAGAGAACCUUUCUAACUAGCUAAUCUUAGUCUCUGAGGGACCUGUUCAGCCCCUUUGCCUUACACCACAGGCAAGUACAUUUUUAUUCAGACAGGCCUUUGACCUAAUAAGCUGGUGUAUUAUAACCACUAAAUAAGUUGCAUUUGUCCAACAUAUUUGGACUUAACUGCAUCAUCUCAACCUGAUAUAAGAAGAAGGAAGCUCAGGAUGAGCAUAUCCUUUCUUCUGAGGAUGUUUUCUAGUUUACUGCUUUAGGAGGACAGUGUCUUGCUUUUUGAGCAUAAAGUUUUAGUACUGAUACUAUGUAUUGGAUCUCUGUACACAUACCUGUGGCAUGAACAAAUAAAUAUCUGGUGAGGAGGGAGUGGGUGUGAGUGCAAAAGUUAUGAGUACCUUUGACGUACAAGUAUGAAUUUAAAAGUUUGAGGAACACUGUAUGUUACUGAUGUUGCUAUUUUAUAUUCCUUCUAGAUCAGGACACUGUCAGCUAGGGCUGCGGCUGCAUUUGUUCUUGCUAAUGAGCAAAAUCUUCCUCUUCUAAAACAUUUUGCAGACUUACUUCCAGGAAUCCUGCAGGUAAAAACUCAUCCAUCAAAUUGACUGAAGUAUGUUACCUCCUAUAGGCUCUGGCUUGUAUUUUAAGAGUGUUGCUGUUUCCAUGUCAAUAAUACAUGAAUUCUAGUGUGAGCAUCAAGUACACUAGGUGUCAGUAGCAAAAGUUUAAAUACAAGGCAUAGCCUAAUAAAUAAUACACUGUAAAUGCCUAAAAUACAGAUUACGUGCUUCCUGAAUUUGAGCUUUACCGGAAUGUGUGCAAGGGCAGCUACUAUAUCCAAACACUAUAAGCGUUAAUUUUUGUAACAGGGAAGUUGGGAUUCUGUGGUAUAGGAGAACAGAAGAAUUAAGUUCCUCAUGUGACUCUGUGAUCCUCCGUUGCCCUAUCAGCAUUUUUUUCUUAAGCUUCAAAUCUGAAAAUUUGAAUGUUGAAAUUAAUCUCUAUACAGUCGUACCUUGGUUGUCAAACUUAAUCCGUUCCGGGAGCCAAUUCGACUCCCAAAACGGUUCGAAAACCAAGGCACAAUUUCCGAUUGGCUGCAGGAGCUUCCUGCACUCAAGCAGAAGCCACGUUGCACGUUUGGCUUCCAAAAAGUGUUCACAAACCGGAACACUCACUUCUGGGUCUGCGGCGUUCAGGAGCCAAAAUGUCUGGGUACCAAGGCAUUUGACAACCAAGGUACGACUGUAAUUGGACCUUUGUUUUUAUUGAGAGAGUCCUAACUGAAAGACUUGGUGUAACAUAUAUUGCCUUUUUGCUUCACAAAAUAUAUGGUCCCAUGCUAAAGAGAUAUUUUGAUAAGAAUUUUAACAAGGGGGAAAUAAAAUAAAAUAACAUAUAUCUACAGUGUAUCUUCUUGUUUAUUGCUAACCUCACAAUAUGUAAUGUAACCCUUAACAAUUCCAGUCAAACAUAAUAAUGUAUAGCAAUGACAGCCAACACGGUGCCCUAUAGAUAUUUUUUUUAAUUGCAACAGCCAUUCACCCCAAUCAGUCCACAAUAUCUGGAAGACCCCACAUUGCCUAUUCAUGGCAAAAUAUAGUAUCUGCAAAUAUAAAAGAUAAGUUACCAGUGUGGAAUGGAAGAUUUUGAAAUAUAUGAUUGGCAUUCUUUUGACUCCUGUUAAAACCCUUGUUAUUCUUCCAAGCUUUUAUUGGGUACUGAUGGGUGAUAUUUUGUACCUGCUUUGGCCAAGUCAGGGAAUGUUUUCCUAUAUGUCAGUCAGCUUUUAUGGCAUUGUAACAUGCAAGAUGGAAACAAUAAUCCGAGGUCCUGAAGCAAUAUGACCUAGUGCUAAGUCGAAAAUGAAGUAGAUAACCCUGGCCUAGGUUUUAAAAAAGAAAAUAGACUAUAGAAUAGAUCUGCAGUACUAUCCUAUGCAUCUCUACUCAGAAGUAAGUCCAAUUCAUUGGGGUUCCAUCCAGAUAACUGAGUAAAGGAUGUUAGUCUUAAUAGUUACAGCAGAUGUAAAAACAAUAUACAUUACGUUUCACACAAAAAAUCCCAGUCAUUGCAAGCAAAAAACAGGAAGUGCAUAUCUUUUUAUUAAGGUGCUAUGAUUUCUUUAGACCUUUAGCCCCAAGGGACACCUGAAAAUGGAGACAAAUUAGUAUUGCUAUUAUUACACCAAUUUGUAGACUACUUCACAGCAUAGAUCCAUUGAAGUGGUGUACUCAAUAAAAACAUUAUUCACAAGAGGCAGGAGGUGAGAGAGCUAAGGAGCACCCUGUAGGCUUUUAGUCUCCUAAUCAUAGUUAAGGGAUCAGGCGGUAUUGCAUCUUCACUAGGCAGGAGAUUGAGAGGGAGAAGAGCAAUGUGAGCAAAUAAAACAUGCCUUUGUUUUAUUUGAUUAUUUGAAAUAACUCGGUGAGACAAGAUACUUUUUCAACCUUUUGAGCUCUCCAGUAUGUCCUCUAGUCUUUGGUUCCGUGUUUUGGUUGCAGUGUCUUGAAGCACUGAAUGGUGUCUUCCUAACACAGUGUUUGGAUUUGAAUGUGAAUUACAGGUGAAAAAGAUACUAACUGAAUUCUCUUUUAGGCGGUAAAUGACUCCUGUUACCAAAAUGAUGAUUCAGUACUGAAGUCCCUUGUAGAGAUUGCAGAUACAGUUCCAAAGUAUCUACGGCCACACUUAGAACCUACAUUGCAACUAAGUUUGAAGGUAAGUUGAUUGUCCCAUCCCAAUUCAUGUUUUGGUUGAUUAGAUAGGUGGCCUGAUUUUUAGUACUAUACUUCAAUAUCUUUCUUUUUCAGUUGUGUGCAGAUACUAAUCUCAGCAACAUGCAACGUCAACUGGCUCUUGAAGUAAUAGUUACAUUAUCUGAGACCGCAGCUGCUAUGCUUAGAAGGCAUAUCAAUAUUGUUGCACAAGCUAGUAAGUAAAUUUAUUGUCUUUUAUUAUAUUUUUUCUCAGUUAGAAUUAAAACAGUUAAUGUGGCAUAGGUUUGUAGAUUAGGUAAAAGACACAUACCCUGGUCUUACACAGUAGGCACAGAGCUGUUUUUUAGAAGCCAAAAUCCUACUGAUCUACUCUAGUCCGCUCCCCAAACAACCAGAAGUACGGUGUUUUGCCUUUUUUAUAAGACUCUGUCAAGUAUGCAGCCCUGACUGUUGAAUCUAAAAUGGGGCCAGCAUGAAGCAAAAAUAAAACACUCAUUAACUUUAUUAAUAUGGGCACCACAUGCCUGUUAAGAAGGUAUUCUCAGUGCUGCCUGUGAGCUGAUUUUUUGUGACCCAAGAGCGGCUUAAUAGAUUGUUCUUGAUUUUGUUUUUAUUAUGUGUUUUGUAUUUUUGUACAGUAUUGUGGUUUUAUGUUGUGAAUUUCCCUGAGAUCUGCUGGUAUAGGGUGGUAUACAAAUUUAAAUACCGUAUUUUUUGCUCUAUAAGACUCACUUUUUCCCUCCUAAAAAGUAAGGGGAAAUGUGUGUGCAUCUUAUGGAGCGAAUGCAGGCUGCGCAGCUAUCCCAGAAGCCAGAACAGCAAGAGGGAUCGCUGCGCAGCGAUCCCUCUUGUUGUUCUGGCUUCUGAGAUUCAGAUUUAUUUAUUUCCUUAUUUCCCUCCUCCAAAAACUAGGUGCGUCUUAUGGUCUGGUGCGUCUUAUAGAACGAAAAAUACGGUAAUAAUAUUAAUAAUAUAUUAAGCUAGUUUCUAUUGAGUCAGUUCAACGGUCCAUCUAGCCCACUUCCUACCUUGCAACCAUUUUUAGGUAGAAAUGCCAGGGAUUUGGCUUGGUGCCUUCUGCAUGCAAAGCAUGUGCUAUAAUAAUCCUUCCCUGUGGGGCAAUUGCACAGAUAUAAUUCGGAACUGGUGCCCCACAAUCCAAAAUUACUCUGUUGGUAUGCGUUGUGGCAGAGUGAAAUAUGGACAAGUGCCACAUUGCUUCAUGAAUUCUACUGGGAUGUGAGGUGGCUGUUCACGAGCAGUCAGAUCUCUGUUAGACCUUUUUCUGUAGAUUGAGCAAUGUUAAUUUCCUUAGUUCCUCAGAUGUUAACAAUGAUGGUUGACCUAGAAGAAGAUGAAGACUGGGCAAAUUCUGAUGAGUUAGAAGACGAUGACUUUGACAGGUAAACGAGUUGUUUUUAAAAAAGAAAAAAAAAUCAUAUGCUUUGCCAUUCUCAAGGGCUCCCUUUCAUUGCAAGCUUUUCUUUGGUACCUACUGUGAUGUUAACAUAUGAGAGUGCUGGAGGUGAAAUAGUUAAACAGGUUACCCAAUCAGAACCCAGGGGGUGGAGUCAGAGGGACUAUAAAACCAGCUCUGAGCGGGGCGAAUGAGGAGCUCGUUGGGAGGUUGGUUGGAGUGGGAGUGAAUUGGGAUAGAGUCUGGGGGUAGGUUGAGUUAGUGUAGCGAAAUAAGCUGAGUCAGGAACAGUUAGGAGCUAGGAAGACAAGUAAAUAUCUGAGAGGUUGUUUAGUGAGUAAGAGCGGGUAGUGGAAGUUAUAGGUCUGGAUAGGCACCCUAUGAUUGUAAUUGACCGAUACCGUUUAUGAAACCACACGCUUGUUAAACUGCAAUAAAUAAACAGAAGUCUAUGUUUCAGUUUAAACCUGACUGGACUCAGUAUUGUACCAGGAAGGGCCUGGGUGGUGGCAGCGAGAAAUAAAGUGGUGGCACAGGGAUCAAUAGACGGUGAAACGUCCAGGGACCCUGUGUGAUCGCCACACCUGCUGGCUUGCAUACCAUUACCUGUGUAUGCAACAUCCCCACGUUGAGCUGCCAGGUUUUAAAUGUCGCCUUCAUGCAAAGGUGUUCAAAUGGGAGCUAAUGUGAUACAUAAUUAGCCCUUAGGUUGAUGCAGGUAAGAAAAUAAUGGUGCUUAACUUUUCUCACCUUAAAAACCCCAGAUUUUUGCAAAAGAGAAUCCUUUCUUACAAAACACACUUUGCUGAGAACAAGUACUGAGAUCCUACCUGUCUGUAGAGAAGAUCUCAUAUCCUGUAGGGGCCGUAGUGGAAGUGGGAACAAAAGCCCCAGUUGUACAUGCUGUUCUUAAAUCCAAGGCAAUGUUGAUUACAUCUUAUAACAGUAAUCUGUCUCUCUUACUAGAUGCUUCUAUAAAAAUCAUUUGUUAUGUGAUUUCUAGAGGCAAGCAUGGUCCUUCUCAAUCGUUCCUUUUAUUGAAACCAGAGUUUUCAGAAGCAUAGAAUUUAGUUGUAAAGGGAUAAUCUUAGAAUACAAUAAGGUAGAUCGGUGUGUUGAUGCAUAUCAGUAAUUUGUUUCAUGUUUCCGAUUUGUACAUCAGCUUUUUAUUUAAGUGAUUUAUUCGCAUUUAUUGAUAUAGCCAUUAAAGUAUAGUUUACAACGUGCCAGGAGCCCUCUGCUAUAUUUAGAACAUAUCUUUUGCUUUCUUGGCAACUACUUGGUAAAUUAUGUGUAUGCCAGAAACAAAAAAUAAAUGGCAUAUUUACUCAAGCAGUUUGUUCACAUGCUGGAGUGUACUCAAGCUUACUUAAAGACUGUAACUAAUUUUAUGUUGAUAUUUCAACCAUUUAGAAUUUGUAUAGGAGCAGGAAACUGAAUAAAAGAUACUUCCUAGGACUGGUUACUUUAUGAUUAUAGCAGUAUUUGCAAACAGUAAGACAUGGACUGUGUUUGAUCUCCUAUUAAAGGGCUCAACGUUUGUUUAAGUGUCAUGUGUAACAAAGAAAAGAAAGAUUUUUUGAAGGACAGAAAAAUAAUGCACUAACAAUAUACUGUCAGUAUUCAAAGGCCAUUGGUAUUUCCCUCUAAAAUGAAACAUAACUCAAUAUGAACCCUCCAGAUGUUCAAAUAGCUAUCUGCAUGAAAUUGGCAUUGAUUAAACAUACGUUCAAAUGCAGCAAGGGCCUUGUAAGUUCUCAGACCGUUGCACAAUGGGCAGUAAGCAUUUAUCCUUCCAGGAUCAAGGUGUAUGUCUCUUGACAACCAUAAGUGCUCACAAUAUCCAUUUCUUGUCCUGCUAUUAACGUGCAUACUAUAAGAAUAUAGUUUAAAAAUACAGCACCUGCAAUAAAAAACAGUAAAAAAAACCACCUGCAGAUUGAUUUUGCCAGUACAAAAUUUAUAUGAAAUUCAGCUUUAGACUAAAAAGAAUAUAUCACUGAGGUCUUUCAGUAUUGCACCUCCAGCAUCUAACUGUAUUAGACAGUGCCUUCCUCUACAAAUGUUGUGGAAUCUAAUAUACCUGAAACAACAUUUUUGCUGCAUCCACCUCUGUUAUAAAUCUAAAGAAACUUUCUGUAUAGAUUCUGAAGCAGUUUCCAUUGUUUCGGUUUCGUUUAUCUAUUUAUGUCAUUACAUUUUAUAUCCCAAUUUUCCUCCAAGGAGGUCAAAAUGGCACAUAUCCUCUCCCCCUCCCCAUAUUAUCCCAGCAACAACCCUGUCGUGUAGGUUAGACUGAGACGCCAAAGUUUCUGAGCAUCUACUUUACAAAGGUCCAAUAAGCAACUAUAAAUAGUAGUUGUGGAUUUAACUUUCUGAGAAGAUCCAGUAAUUCCUUCCAACAAUUCAGGAGGUGCCAAAGCACUCAAAGCAGUUGGUUUAUAAAUAGACACCAACAGGUGUUGUAAUUGAAGAUAUUGUUGUUCAGCACUCUCCAAUAAAUGAUAUAUAAACCAAAGCAUUGAAAAUGACAAAAAUUCUCCCAUUUGAACCUUUCAGCUGUAUAAAUUCCUCAGUCAACCUAUUUCUUCCACACAAAAAGACUGCCACUAUCUUAAAAUUAGAAUUACCCCAUAAUUUGUCACGUGCAUAUGGGUCAAAUUGUAACUGACAAGACAAUGUAUAUUAUGUCUCUUUAGUUGCUAUAAUUUUAGAUGCUAUAGGUCUUUUUCUUCUUUAAUCAUUAGAUCCCAAAAUUAGCCACAUCCUGAGAAUUCUUAAAAUGGCCACUAGCACACAGUCUCCUAAACCACAAGAUAAGCUUUAAGUUUUCUGAAUUUAAAGGGCACCUGUUCUCUUUUUUUUAGGAUAACCUAAGUCCUUCACAUUCCAUGUGCAAAUUUAAAGUCAUAUGAUGGUUUCAUUACUAGUAUUAUAUUUGUCACAAAUAUGUUUGGAACACUUAUUACUCUUCCCCAACACAACAACUGUAAAAUCUCCGAAUGCUCAGGCAUGUAACACUACUAAAAAUCCAUAUAAAUCACAAAGACAGUGUAUUUGUUGAUAAGCUAGGAGGAUACUUUCUAGGCAUCUAUAUUACAGUGUAGAAACCACAAGAUCCUUAUAACGUAAAUAUCUAUAGUAUGUAUCCAUGCUGAGCAAACAGAUUAAACAGGCAAUUUGUGUAAAUGUUGACAUAGCACCAUCUGUAAAAACUUGCAAGGCCAAUUAAAAAAAGAGAGGGCAGGGGGAGAAGAAAAAUGCAUAUCCAAAAACCAAGAAAAGGGAGGACAAAAAACCCCACUACAACUUUCAUAUUUGAUAACAGCAUACCUCAUUCGCCGCCCCUGCCUCCCAUCCCAUUGUCUCCUUAGAUUUUUCACACACAAAAAUAGAACACACUGGAAUCCAAUACUGCGAUAAAAGUAAGGGUUGACUACAGACGUAAUAUGCAAACAAUUUUUCUGUUAGUCAGUGCUUGUUUGACCAUAUUACAGGGCUGCUGAUGGAAGGAGUCCUUAGGUUUUUCUUUAAAUAUUGGUUCAAUAAAGUAAUGCUUGUUCUCAUUUCUGAGAAACUGACUCCUAAAUUAAGGGUAUCUCGGGGUGCAGCUUAACCUAUGCAUUUGCUGCUCAUAUGACAGGCCAAUCAGAGUGAUGGAAGCCCUGAGGAGAUAUGGCUUUAUUUGGUAUUCAUAACAUUUGUUCUGUAUUUUUUCUGUAUCAGGUCGGUUUUUGUUGUAGCAUCUAAUUCAUUCUGUAGUCUCUUGAGAAUAUACAGUGGUGCCCCGCAAGACGAACGCCUCGCAAGACGGAAAACCCGCUAGACGAAAGGGUUUUCCGUUUUGGAGGCGCUUCAUAAGCAAUUUCCUAUGGGCUUGCUUCGCAAGACGAAAGCCCAUAGGGAAAUCUCCAGGGACCUCUUUUAAAUGCUAGCGGUGGGGAGCAAAGCCUUCCCCCCGACCUUCAGUCGCGGUCCAGGAAGGCUGGGGGGGGCCGAAUGGCUUUGCCCCCCACCGCCAGCAUUUUAAAAGCAGUCCGGGAUAGCAGGGAAGCGCUUCCCGCUAUCCCGGACGGCUUUUGAAGGCAGGAGAGGUCCGCGAAGCCUGGGCGCGCUGAUCUCAGCGCGCGCAGGCUUCGGCAUGCCGGCAACUCUCCGCAAGCAGCGGCAGCGCUGCCGCUGCUCGCGGAGAGGUCCGCGAAGCCUGGGCGCGCUGAUCUCCGCGCGCGCCGGCUUCGGCGGGCCGGCUACUCUCCGCAAGCAGCGGCAGCGCUGCCGCUGCUCGCGCAGAAGCCUGGGCGCGCUGAUCUCAGCGCGCGCAGGCUUCGGCAUGCCGGCAACUCUCCGCAAGCAGCGGCAGCGCUGCCGCUGCUCGCGGAGAGGUCCGCGAAGCCUGGGCGCGCUGAUCUCAGCGCGCGCAGGCUUCGGCAUGCCGGCAACUCUCCGCAAGCAGCGGCAGCGCUGCCGCUGCUCGCGGAGAGGUCCGCGAAGCCUGGGCGCGCUGAUCUCAGCGCGCGCAGGCUUCGGCAUGCCGGCAACUCUCCGCAAGCAGCGGCAGUGCUGCCGCUGCUUGCGGAGAGGUCCGCGAGCCUUGGCUGGACAGCUUUUGAAGGCAGGUGGGGGGAAAAGACUUUCGCCCCCCCGCCAACCUUCAGAAGAGGUCCAGGACCUCUUCUGAAGGCUGGCGGGGGGCACAAGUCUUUGUCCCCCCUGCCUGCCUUCCCAGGGGCUUUUAAAUUGCCCCGGACAGCGGAGAAGUCCUCCGCUGUCCCGGGGCCCUUUUAAAAUGCCGCCCGCCAGCAUUUUAAGAUCGCCCGGACAGCGGAGAAGCCCUCCGCUGUCCCGGGUUUUUAAAAUGCUGGGGUGGGUGGGAAGAAAAGCCCUUGUCCCCCCCAGCCUUCAGAAGAGGUCGGGGACAGACUGUCCCCGGACCUGGUCUGAAGUCGGUUUCCUAGGAACGCAUUAAUUGAUUUUCAAUGCAUUCCUAUGGGAAACCGUGCAUCGCAAGACGAAAAACUCGCAAGAAGAAAAAACUUGCGGAACGAAUUAAUUUCGUCUUGCGAGGCACCACUGUACUUUGUUUUGAGAUAAUGGCAGUGAACCUUUUCUUUGUUUACCCAAUUUUUUCUCUUAUUUAUUUUAUUUCAUAAUAAAGUAUCAUUUUUUAAAAAGGAAUACAAACAAUAAUAUGUAACAAUCUGUAAGAGCAUAAUAAAAAGGCCACAGUUCUAAGUUGGAGGAAUGUCCUCAGUCACAUCACGAUUUAAUGCCACGUACGCCUUUGCAAUGAAGAUAAGCCGUAGUCACUUCAAAUUAGUAUCUCCAGUCCAGCAGCGAUAGCAGAAGAGAAGGCCUUAAAGCACUGGAACAUUUCACUCUGCAUCUGAUGUUUGAUUUAUUCCAGGGAUGUGUUGUUCCUCUGCUUUGUACUGGGAUGAAAAAUGAAUGUUGUUGAUCACUUAUACAAAAGCAAAAAGUAGCAGGGAAACUUACCAAGUAAAUAAUUUCCUGUUGCCAUGCUUCAUUAAAAAUCUCUGUUGACUAGAGUCUCUUUUGUGCAAUCUGAAAAUAGCAUAAUAUUAUGCUGUUCCAUUCCUCACUGAAGUUACCCCUUUCUGGCACAUUGCAGCGGAAACUCUCAAACUUAAAAUGGGGGGAAAAAAUAUAUCAAAAAAUUGGCAAAGUUUAUCUGUAACCUGUAAAGAGAGGGCUGAUAUCUGGUGAGCCCGAUCUCUACCAAGUUGAUAAUAUUCAGGUAAUGCCAAUAUCUUUCAUAAAACAUUUUCAAUGAACUUAACGGGCUGAUCUUACUUUUGGCCAGAUUGCCAAGAAUCCAUAUUGCAUUUUUGUGUGCGGUUUUCAAGUUGAAGCAUUCUAGCCAUCAUCACAUAAGUAGAUUUUUGUAGUGCCGCCAUUGAUGUGUCAUAUGCAGCUGCACUGUUGUCCAAUUUAGACAUUCUGGAUUCUGCUUGAUCAAGCCUAGCUGCAGUGCUCUGUACAGAAUCAUGAAGCUGAUCAACGGAUUCUUUAAUAGGCUUUUAUAGCUUUUCUUGUCCAGCCAUCUUUUUAAGAAUUGACAUUAUUGGAAUAGGUCAGUCAUUAGAGCAUGUGACGCUUAUGCUCAGGGUUGUGGGUCCAUGCCCCACGUUGGGCAAAAGAUUCCUGCAUUGCAGGGGGUUGAACUAGAUGACCCUUGUGGUCCCCUCCAGCUCUAGAAUUCUAUGAUUCUAGAAUCUUCAGCAAUUCCCACUGUCCCUGAAGCCUGAGACUGUGAGAGACUGAUGUCUUCAAGUUCGUGGCAGAUGCGCUUGAGUUUUAGAUGCCAUGAUCUCACAGAAAAUCACUCUUUGAAAAAUAAUCACCUGCUUUCAGUCCACUGGGUCAGUUUGUGUAAUUAUCAGGCCCACAAUUCCAGGAGUAACUGAAGAGUAUCUGACUAUGCCAUCAUUUGAAACCAGAAGUCAACUUUUAUUAUUGAUAUGCUGAUUUCGGGGGGGCAUAGCCCAUCUCCCAGUAUGAAAUAUAAAAUUCAGUAUAUUAAAUGUCUUGAUGAAUUUAUAUUAAGAACAGAAGUGGGUUUAAUAAAAAAUCUAUGCAAAUAGAUUUCAGUUUUAAAAUGUGUCAUGAAAGCUGUGCCUCUGAAUACCUUUGCAUCUAAUGGAUAAAGUACACAUUGUUUUCCUGAGAAAUCAAAAAUACUAGGAAGCAUAUCUGAAGGAAUACAACUGAGUACUUAAUUUAUUGGGUUGGAACUAGUUAAGUCAUUCUUGGAGGAGAUUGCAUUGAAAUUGGCAGAUUAAAGUCAGUCAAGACUAAAUUGCAAGCCCAUUGAUUUCAUAGGGUCUGCUUUGAAUAUGACUUUGUUGGAUGCAAUGCAUUGGCUAUUAUCCUAAAUUUUGACUUACAGGUUUUUAUUUUUUUACAAACUUACUUUAGCAAUGCUGUUGCUGGUGAGAGUGCGUUAGACAGAAUGGCUUGUGGCCUUGGUGGAAAACUUGUCCUGCCUAUGAUAAAAGAACAUAUUAUGCAGAUGCUUCAGAAUCGUAAGUAAUUUAAUUUUGGACUCAAGGCAGAUGUUACAACAUGCUAAUCAGUGGUAAUGCUUCUGGUGCUGAGCUGUUAAAACAAGUGAAAAAUGUCAGGCUUAAGUAACUUUGAAGCCAGUGGCAAGGUGCAAUUUGUUCUUUCAGCAACAGUUCUGAGUGAUCUUUAGUAGGAGCUUCUUGUGCAGUUAUUGCUUGUAGGAGAAGAGAGCUAUUCAUUUUUCCUAAUAUUUAAAGUUUCUGGGAACGGAUUCAUCAGGAUUGAUUCUGUUCUGCAAUCCAAGAUUGUUCUUCACUGUGACUGUAAACCCUUCCUCCAAUUCAAGGAGUGUCCCAAGUGUGUGAACAGGAGUAUCAAUGUGUCAUUCUCCUUAUUUGUCCAAACAAAUAAAUGGGUGGUAGGAUUUCAUCUGCCUGCCUUGCAUUCUAACCUUUGCUAUAAUGCAGAUGUGGAGAAUUAGACCGAGUCAAAUCCGUACUUUUCCCAGCUCCUGUGAGCGAACUUUCAGCUUGUGGGCAAGACCACCAAUCUGUUACCUGAUGUCAUAAUUAUGACAUGUGAUUGACAGCUUUCAAAGUCCAGCAGAAGUUGCUAUAACAGCUGAUCUUCGUUUACAGGAAUAUACUUUGAAAUCUGUGGAGGGGGAAAUACUGCUAAAAGCCGAGCGCUUUACCUCUGGAAAGGAAAAAAAUCUGUUUUUAAACCACUGGAGGAAGCAUGUGCUCCCCUUUCCCAAUUCACAUUGCUUGUGGCUUUUGAUAUGGCAGGCCUUGGUUCCUUAAUAUCAGUUUACUGACCAGGAUCUCAAACCACAAUGUGCAGCUUGAGAGAAAAAAGGAUGAAGGUUGUAUUCACUUCUUAGAAUAAGAGAGAGAGCCACUGAAAUUGGCUUGAAGAGAUUUAUGUUAUGUGUAAAAAUAUAUUCCUAGUUUCUGUAUGCUUAAUAAUAAUAAUAAUAAUAAUUUUUAUUUAUACCCCGCCCUCCCCAGCCAAGGCUGGGCUCAGGGUGGCUAACAAACAAUAAUAAAAACAAGUUGAAUGAAUACAACUUAAAAACAAGAUUAAAAUACAACAUUAAAAUAUUGAAACAUUAAAAUAUUAAAAUGCAGCCUCAUCACAGGAGGAGAAAAGAAAAAGAAUUGUUUUACUAAACAAUAUUUCUUCUAUUCAAUAUCUUUCAAUGCAGCUGACUGGAAGUGUAGACAUGCUGGCUUGAUGGCUCUCUCAGCUAUUGGCGAAGGCUGUCACCAACAGAUGGAGGGGAUUCUGAAUGAAAUAGUUAACCUGGUUUUGCUUUUUCUUCAGGACCCUGUAAGUUUAAAGCACUUGCCUUCUUCAAAGUUUGCAUUUGAUUAUUUUAUGAAUUUAUUAAUCAAAGCUAAAUAUUUCAGCACCCAAGAGUAAGAUAUGCAGCUUGCAAUGCAAUUGGCCAGAUGGCUACAGACUUUGCACCAGGCUUCCAGAAAAAAUUCCAUGAGAAGGCAAGUAGAAAGCUAUGUAAUUCAAUAUCAGCCAAAUUCAUUCUGAGACAAUUCACUCACAGUAGCCAUCUGUGUUGUAGGUAAUUGCAGCUCUUCUGCAGACCAUGGAAGACCAAGGCAAUCAGCGAGUUCAGGCUCAUGCAGCCGCUGCUCUGAUCAACUUUACUGAAGACUGUCCCAAAUCACUGCUUAUUCCUUACUUAGAUAACUUAGUGAAGCAUCUUCAUUCCACUAUGGUAUUAAAAUUGCAGGAGGUAAGACAAUCAAUUGGAGGAUGAUUUGAAAGCAGAAUUGGUUUGACUAAAAUCCUGCUUUGAGAUUUCAUGAAGUUUUUUAAAAAAUAAUAAAUUUUUUUACUCCCAACAGCUGAUUGAAAAAGGCACUAAGUUGGUUCUGGAACAGGUCGUUACAUCCAUUGCAUCAGUUGCUGAUACAGCAGAAGAAAAGUUUGUUCCAUACUAUGAUUUAUUUAUGCCUUCUCUUAAACACAUUGUUGAGAAUGCUGUGCAGAAGGAACUUAGACUCUUGAGAGGGAAAACCAUAGAAUGCAUCAGUUUAAUUGGCCUUGCAGUAGGUAAAGAAAAGGUAAGUUGAUAAGAAUUAAAUAAGCGCCUAUGUUUUCAUGGGAGAUAGCUUUGUGUGUGCAAAUACCCCAGAAUACCAGCAGCUGGGAAUCACAAGGGGGUAGAGUGCUGUUGCGGUCAGAUACUGCUUUUGGGCUUCCCAUAGGCAUCGGGUUUGUUAUUAUGAGAGCAGGAUACUGUACUCUAUGGGCCACUGACCUGAUGUAGCAAGCUCUUGUGUUAUUAAUGUAUGCUGACUAUUGAUACUACUGCUAGUGGUUACAGGGAACCAGGCAGAGGGCGUUCUCAAUAGUGGCGCCCUCCCAGUUUUUCAGUUGUGUAUUGUGACCUCCAGCCCCCAAAAAGUUUUAUACCCCUGUCUUAGUGCAAUAUGAUCAAACCUCAGUCAGCCCAAAGCUCUCAUGCUCCCCUCUUCUCCCACAUAGCUAGGAGAAGGUUCUUGAAGCUUUUGAUCUAUUUUUUAUGUAACCACAGUUUCCUAUGUACUGUAAACCAGUGCAUGCACUUAAAACAAUGUUAUUUAAGAAAGCCAGCUUCAGAAAUUAUGGUUUGAAGUUGUCUUGUUUCAGAUUGCCCAUAGUUGGUGUUAGCUGCUGAUAGUUGAUGCAACAAACCACGGUUAACUGAAAAGAUGCAAAAGCUCCCAAAUUCGUCUUCAGUCACACAGCAGGAGUGGGGAGGGAGGGAUUCCAUGAGGCCAAGUCAUCCUCUGGCUCUUUAAUUGUGUACUGAACAGUAUUGUAUUCAAGCCAGGAACAGCUGGCAUGGUGAGGUGGUGCUGUGAAGCCACACUCCCAAAACUGGCAUCGCUGUCACGCAUCAGAGUAAGGGUUGCGUGGAUGCACUGACAGCUCUCUCUAUGUGCCUUUUCAGCCCAAAAUCUCACCUCUGUCCUAGUGAGCAGCAGCAACACUGGUGUUAGGAGGCAGCCCUGCCCAAGACAUCUGAAUGACCAGUUCUAAUUCUUUAUUAAGAAAGUUACAGACCUAUAGCUAAUCAGCCUGCCAGUUCUCCUAGCCUUUGCAGACAUGGGAUGGAGUCCACAGCUAGGAGAUGACUUGUCCACACCUAAGCAAAAGUGCCCACAUUCUUUAUAAACAAAACAACAUCCAUCAUGCUGCCCAGGACCUCCCAUUGCUUCCCCUGCCCAGAUGAAGGCAUAGGUGGCAAAUACCCAACUAUUACAGAUAGUUCUCCUUUCUGGGCUUAGAGCCCAGGACCCCAAGCCCACCGAUAAGGAUAACAUCAAAGCAAGCCAAUUAGUUUAUAUCAAAGCAAGUGAAUAUAAGCAUAUAUGAGCUCAUUUCUACAACAACUACCAAUUAAUUGUAGAGUUAUCUUGACUACCAAGAUGGCAUUAGCAGAGCUUCUGUAACAGUUCAUCUUUGGUUCAACACACAAACUGAAAAUAAAUUUGGUUGUUUUAUGUGUUUGGCUAUUAUUUUAUGAUUUUCGCUUAGAACCUUGUUCUCUGCUGUAUUUCAGUAUGUAGUAGGCUCUCUCUGUAAUAACUCAUGAACUCACAUUUUCUCCUGGGAUCUCCAGGGUUUUUAAGAUAGCAUAAAUGACUAAUCUAAAGCUGGCAUUCUAAAUGAAGUAGGUUCUUAGAGGCCAACUAGAUAGAUCCUGUUUCUUCCCUGUGGUGUCAGAUUUCUGUAGCUCAUCUGGACUCUCCAGUUUAGUAUGGAUGGUGAACCCAUGUUUAUUUGCAACACUACUGUGGUGCUUUCAUAUCCUUUCUGGUCUCUUAUAAGAAACUAUUGUCUUGAAGUGUAAUCCAUUCAGGUUGCUUUGGUGUGGCGACUGUUGCAUUUGUGCAGGUGUUUGGAUUACAUAACUGUUUCCAUCUGGCGCUACAAUUCUUUUCUGAAAUUUUGAAUAACUAUAUAAGUUAGCAGCAAGCAGCAUCUGAAUGCACUUGGUUUCACUGCUUUUGAUGUCACUUCAAAUGUUCAUAACUUCAUUGCAGUGUUCUUGCAUUCUUUGAUUGAAACCAGUUUAAAACCAUGAGUAUCUUUUCACAAGUUUUAAGCUUUUUACUUAGAAAAUAACUAUUUAGCCGCCCUGACAUAAUUUCUUGGUUCUUCCUAUUUAUAGUUCAUGCAGGAUGCAUCAGAUGUGAUGCAGCUCUUGCUGAAAACACAGACUGACUUCAAUGACCUGGAAGAUGACGACCCUCAGGUAUGUCAAAGCAUUACUUUUACCUUUGAAAGCACCUUAUUACUAGAGUAUCUCUUGCCUGUUGUCAGGGCGGUGGCUGUUUAGAAAGCUGAUCCAUACUUUGGCCAAAAUUUCUGUUGCCACAUGCAUUUUUAGUAGGAUCUGUAGAUUAAAAGGUUUCUGUGGCAAUGUGACUUGUUUUAGUUUUAGCUUGGUUCGAGAUUUCACUGUACGUAAGUGGCCCAAAUCUGCCUUUUUCCAGUUGGUUGUAUUAAGAGAAGGGAAAAGCUGUGGAACUAAUGCUAGCUUUAUACCAAACUAGCUAAAGGCUCAUUGUGUGAUAGAGUAGAGAUGAGAUGGAAAAAAAUCUGAGACUUUUCUCCAACCCCAUUCAUCAUUGUACUGGGUGAUUGGUGAGUUCCAAUCUUCAGUAGCUUCUGCAUUUGUCCCACUGCUCUCUGGAGUCACUUUUUCCUAUAGUCACAUUCCUUGCCUAUAGGGACAGUUCGUAUACAGAAAAUAGGAUUCACUGGGGAAGCCAGAUAAGGAAUAUGCUUUGUUUAUAACAUUGGUAUAGUACAGUUCUCUGGUACUUUCCUACAUCUUUAUCAAUGCAGUAUUCAGAAACCACUUUUGACUGGAGUCAAAAGUUUUGACUUUUUAAUUUCCUGCUGAGUGUUGUGGCUCCAGCUGAUUGCAGUUUUUGUUAUCUAAUGGGAGAGUGGCUUUUGGCUACCAAGAUGAAAUGUUCCCUUCUCAUCAUACCUUUGCCCAUGAACUUACUAGAUGGCCUUGGGCAAGCUAUUCUUUUUCAGCCUCAGCCCUAUCAGCAGUAUGGGGACUUAGAAUGCUCCCCCUAGAAAUCUUCAAAACUACAAUUUUGAAAUGCUAAGGAUUACUGCUCAGCUGUUGCCUAUAGAAAAUAAUUCCUAACAAUGUGAAGCAUCUGUACGACUUAAUUUUUAAGAUGGGUUUGAUUUUUGCUCAGCACAGGCAGUAAUGCAACUUUUAAGAAAGUAUGCUUGCAGAAAAGAAAAGUAAACUAAGGCUAUUAAUUUUCAGAUAUCGUAUAUGAUUUCUGCAUGGGCUAGAAUGUGCAAGAUCCUUGGAAAGGAAUUCCAACAGUACCUCCCUGUUGUGAUGGGUCCUUUAAUGAAAACUGCAUCAAUUAAGCCCGAAGUGGCUCUCCUUGACAGUAAGUUCUGAGACUUAUUCCAUUCUUAAAUUAGCUGUAAGGAAGGGCACAGCUCUCCUAAUCAUUUUCUCUCUCGAUAGCACAAGAUAUGGAGAACAUGAGUGACGAUGAUGGCUGGGAAUUUGUAAAUCUGGGUGACCAGCAGAGUUUUGGUAUCAAGACUGCAGGCCUUGAAGAAAAAGCAACUGCAUGCCAGAUGUUGGUGGGUACUAUUUUGACCACACGGUUUGAACUGAAAUCAGUAUUCAGCAGUAUGGAGGCCCAGAAGCUGGAGUAGACUGCAGCUCAGGAGCUGAAUUUGGCUCAUGGGCAAUUAAAAUUUAGGAGGAUGUAGCAAGAAGGGUGGAAUAGCCUGGUGACUCAGUAGGCUCUUUCACGCUAUUAAUGAUAGGGAGCAUUUGCCCUUGGGAAUAGAGAAGAGAAAGUGGGACCAACUUUAGUGAAAGAAGGGUAUGGACAGACUAGAUAACACUUGUGGAAUUUUAUUGUUGUUAAAAGAUUUAAUUGUUCUGUAAAAUCAAAGACUUGUAUGAAUGAAUUAAUCAGACAAAGUGCACCAACUUAUCACAAGCGACACAAGAGUGUCCCAUUUUCCUUUAUCUUUGUAGGUGUAGUUUUCCUGUUUGCUUAAUUGUUUCUCAAUAUACCUGAUGGUCAUUUAAUAAGUGCACAACAGUAUUCCUUUUCUAAAUUGCUUACAUUUUUUUGUUUUAGGUUUGCUAUGCCAAAGAGCUGAAAGAAGGAUUUGUGGAGUACACAGAGCAAGUUGUAAAACUGAUGGUUCCUUUGUUAAAAUUCUAUUUCCAUGAUGAUAUCCUUUUACAAGAAUGUGUCUAUAAAUGUCUUGUGAAGUUUUAAUAUUAUAACCUGCAAAAUGUUCACAAAUACUUUGAUGUCAUCCCGUAAGCCAGAGGUUCCCAGUUUGCUAAGUACUGGAACCCCCUGCUUUUCAAAAGCCAAGCCAUGGACCCCCCCAUCUUCAAAAAAUUGCUAUCUCUGUGGUAGGUUUUGUAAUGUGAAUGGUGCUACGGACCACCACCACCUCCAGCAUCUAUGGACCAACAGUUGGGAACCACUGCUGUAAGCUAUUUGGAAGAGCUGCAAGAUCUUGUCAUUGAGGCAGGAUAGAACUCAUACAGAAUCAGCAUAUUAAGAAUCUUAAAGGGCUGUUAGAAUGGUACCCCUCUUCUUUAAGGCUUUUCCGUGGCAAAUGUGCAUAAUUCUGCCUUGGUUUCCAUAUUUAGGGAUGGGGAAUCUCCAGCUUACAAGCUGAAUGUGACCUGUAGGAUCUCCCCAUCCAGCCCACAGCCUCCAAAAUAACUACAGUACUUCCAUUAAUGCCACCAGUAGGAACUUUUGUAAGCCUGAUAGCCACUUGGGGGUGAUUUUAAGAGGGGAGCUUCACAGCUGAGAAAGGAAGAGUUAAAUCUCCUUUCUCCAUGCACUGUAACAUACAUGCACACACACAAAAAAAAUUCCUCUCCACAUAUACUAGUUUGGCUCAAAAACAUCUUGUGCUGGUGGAAACUGAUUUUUAAUCCUAAUUGUUUAGGCCUGGAAGAGGGGGUUGUUUGUAAGAGGGAGGGAGGGAGUGGUUCUGAGCCUCGCCCAGUGUUGACAUGCAACCCAAACAAAUUUCACCAAAAGGGUUGUGGUCCUCAAGGGCAGGGGGGAGGUUAUCCAGCCCCUGGUGUGUAGGAUUCUAAUUUAGCUGCGAUGAUGCAAAGGCCUAUACAGUGGUACCUCGGGUUAUAUAUGCUUUAGGUUACAUCCGCUUCAGGUUACAGAAUCCGCUAACCCAGAAAUUGUACCUCGGGUUAAGUAGUUUGCUUCAGGAUGAGAACAGAAAUCAUGCUUUGGCAGCGCAGCAGGAGGCCUCAUUAGCUAAAGUGGUGCUUCAGGUUAAGAACAGUUUCAGGUUAAGAAUGGACCUCCGGAACAAAUUAAUUACUUAACCCGAGGUACCACUGUAUUCAGCUAAGGCAACAUUGAAGGAUCACACCACCAGUUUUGAACAUUAUGUGGAGGUGUUUUCUAAUUUAUCUUCAUUUUGAAAGGAUAGGCAAUAUUUAAACUCCUUUCCAAAUGUAAAAUUGCUAAGCACUAUACCAUUUAUCCUUCCAUGUUGUCCAAAAUGUAAUCCAGGAAUCAAUAUUGUUUACCCAGAUUUUUAAAAAUGUGCUAUACUUCAUUUGUUUUUUACUUCGUUGAGUGGAAUCAAAUUGUAACAGAUAUAUAAUGUUCUAGGCUUAAUUGUAAUUUAAAAUCGCGUCCUAGGAUUCUGAACUGGGGAAAGUGGGAUUUGAUCAUAGCCUCAAGAAGGAAACUAUAUGGUUGGUGGUUGUCUGACACUGGCAAAAAAAUGUUUGGCAGUCAUUUACCUUAAUGAAUUCAACGUGUUCGUGUGGCAGCUGCAGAAUCUAUGCCUUUGCUCCUGGAAUGUGCAAGAGUUCGUGGCCCAGAGUACCUCACCCAGAUGUGGCAUUUUAUGUGUGAUGCCCUUAUCAAGGCCAUAGGGACAGAACCUGACUCAGAUGUACUGUCAGAAAUAAUGCAUUCUUUUGCCAAGGUAAUAUUUUACUUUGCAUGAGCUACAAUUCCUGUCUCCCUGAAUAGAAAAUGUUAUAUUUUCAGUAAGGAGAAAUAAAAGAGAAUUUAAAUUAAUGGUUUUCAUGUUGUCCUAGUGCUCAUGUUUUAUCUGAAUUUGGACAAGCAGGUACAAGUAGCCAUAAGCCUUAGGCUCACACUCCCCCUCCUUACAAGAAGAAAUUAGAAAUAUUCACUUUUUGUAGCAAAGCACUAAGUAAAAGCACUAACUAAAAGCAAAAAGUUCUAUUUGGCUCUAACGGAGAUGAAGGAAGAGGGAAAGAUGAACCUGGAGAUCCUUAUAUAUUCCCAAUCUUUCAAACCAAGAAUACAGUUACUGUCUAAGAAUUUUUGUGCAAAGGCAGAGCAGUAUUAGCAUUGUGAAGCAGAGUAUAUUUAGCAAUCAACUUUAGGUGCCUUGUGAUUGAGAUUAUAUUGUUUGUGAAUUUCUUUUGAAAUUGUCAAACAAACUUGCUAGUUUUCUUACAAAACUGAUGCAACAGCGAAAGGUUGUUAAAGUUUAAAUGGUUAGUGAACAAAAACUCCUAGUUCCAACUGUAUGUUUUCUUACUGUACAAGAAUAUACCGGUAAACCUAUCUAGCUUUACAUUGAAAACUGGUAAUCCGAAUUAGGUAGAUUUAGAUGUUUAUUUAGUUUGCAAUUUAAGUGAUUAGAAUAGUGCAUGGAAAGUCCCUGUUGGGGAUUGAUUGAUUGAUUGAUUGAUUGAUUGAUUGAUUUAAAAUUUAUUUUUAACACAAGUACUUAAAAAAGACCACAAGUAUAGCGGGUAAUCUUUGAGAAGACAAUUCUUUCACAAGAAGGAAUAACUUUUCUAAGAUUGUGCCUGUGGCGAUGUUUGUUCAUAAUCUAAAAGCAAUAAAAGGGAAAUUUAAUUUAGUUAAAGCUCAUACUAUUAAUAUUUUACACAGACUUUGUAAUAUAGCCUAUAAAAUGAAGUAGAGAGAAGCAAGUACACCAGCUUGAGUUCUUUGGAGGAAAGGUGGGAUGCAAACAAUAUGAUUAGUUAUUUAUGUUAUUAUAUAUAGAGUGUUUUGGAAAGUAUUACUUGAAAAUGUUUGAACAUCAUUUUUCAAGUUGAUGAACCUUUAUUUCAUUAGUGUAUUGAAGUAAUGGGAGAUGGCUGCCUUAACAAUGAACACUUUGAAGAACUUGGGGGAAUAUUGAAAGGAAAACUAGAAGAGCACUUUAAAAAUCAAGAAUUAAGGCAAGGUAAGCUUAAUUAAGGGUGCUUAAUGACAUCCAAAUAUUUCUCAAGGCACAGCUUCUAAAUUUAACUAACUGGUUCACAAAAAAGAGGUAAAUAAGUAAUGUGUAUGACGAACCACAGCCUAUACUAUUGAUUAACACUGUUGUCAAGUGCCAGCCCAAGAAAGCACUAAAUUCCUUAAACAAGAUGAUAAUUCUGUAUCUAUCUCAGUAGCUACAGCAAUAUUUUUUAGUAAAGCUUGACACAGCUUUUUUCUUAUUUUAGUAUGUUUAUAUACUUAAUACCUAAACAUAUAUUUAAUAUGCUGCUGAAUAUUCAGAAUUUCCAAGCUGAAUAAGAACAAUUAAAAUUCAUUCUAGAAACAUGAAACUAUCUUAACUUGUCUUGGGAUAGGUUGUCAUUUAUUCCUGCACGUCAUCAUCCAAGGGUCCUUCUAUCCUUUUUAGAGCAAAUCUCCCGGCCCUUGGGUUGAUCUACCAAAUAAUUGCCCUCUACUCCUUUUCUACAGCUUUCUUCUUGCAGCAAGCCUGGACAUUUCUGAAAGCAGCCAUGCUAAUACAUUAACAAUUUGCUUUUUAAUUAGUGAAAAGGCAAGAUGAAGAUUACGAUGAGCAAGUUGAAGAGUCACUGCAAGAUGAAGUAAGUCUUCUGUUGGUUGUCUUCACAAAUAGAAUAUUCUUAGAAGCCAUUUCAUAUUACGUAACGAUAUGAAAUGGUGCUAUCGCUUUUCCUCAUGCCCGAUUUGCAGAUAAUUUUCAUGUUCUUUGGGAAGCUUCUAUCAAGUAAAUACCUAAUAGUCUUGGGUAGGCAGUGCAAAGGAGACAAACUUUCUAGAUUCUCCCAGGUGCCACUCCACAACACGCCGGAAGAAAGUAGAUUGUGGAGUAACUAUUGCUGGGAGACUGUUUUGGGGAACAUCACAUCCUUCUGGCAUGCUUCCAAACAUCUUCUAUGGCAGUAGAUCACAGGCAGUUUCUUUCAGUAGGACUCUAGGCCUAGCAACGACCUUGAACCUACAGAAACAUCCAGAUCAUGUUGGGAACAAUGUAGCACUGGCCCUGACUUGAUGGAGCCAGUGCUUACUGAUCUUAUGACAGGAAAUUGACUGUACACAACCGCACACAUGAACAUGGCCAUCUCUUCCUGAUACUGUUCCUUGGGGCCCAGUCCUGGAGAACUGGUGCCCAGGGUUCCACAAUUCCACUUGUCAUGGCAAGUAUUGUACUAUCAUCUGGCAAGGGUGAUAGGCACCAGGCUUCUUCCCAGUUUCAGGAGCUGGAGAAUAGGGAUGGGGAUCAUCCCCACUGUUGGCGAAGCACUCAAAGCACCUCCAAAGUGCUGCACAAUUCCAGUGACUUCAAGGUUGGAAGAAGCCUAGCUUGUUUUUGCCUCAAGAGACACAAAUUAAUAAAGUCCAGCCUUCCUGGGGAGUUGCUGUGUUUCUGAUGCACUUUGGAAAGCCUCUGCACCAAAAACGGCCCAAGACUCUUCUCUAGCUUUGAACAGAUGGAUAUCCCUGUAAUUGGGUUAGGCUAUCGGGGUAUAUUGCCUCCCCAUCUUGAAAUGUAACACUGAGGGAGAGGGGUAUUAUCCCUCGCCUUGGGAUGCAUGUCAAUGAUGAGACUCUGGAUCUGGCAACCACAAAUUUGCUGGAUAUCUGCCAGUGGUCGCAGCAUCCCCAUCUUUGUGGCAACUAUCUGGUAUCUAUUAAAAUAUUACAUUUAGAUUUUAUUAUACAUUGCUGUAAGCAGUCUUAGAAGCCAAGUUUGUAUGACAUAGCCUCAUCAGGCAAAUACUGCCCCUGCAGCCCUGCCAACAGCAACUAUUUUAGGGGUAAGGUGUAGGGUUUACUUAUUUUAUUUACUGCUUUUAUUUACUUAUUUUAUUUUAUUUAUUUUAUUUACUUACUAGCUAUUUUAGUAAGAUGUAGGGUUUACUUCUGAGUAAGCCUGCAUAAAGUUGUGCUGGAAGUCCAUGACAAGUUGUUUCAGAUCAGAUAUUGAAUUACUUUCCAGUUGUGGAUUAAUAUGACAGAAACCUUGAUAUCUUUAUCAUGGUGGAUUAAGGCAUGCAUUACAGAUGCCUGUUGUUGCUGUUGUUGUUGUUGUUUAGUCGUGUCCGACUCUUCGUGACCCCAUGGACCAGAGCACGCCAGGCACUCCUGUCGUCCACUGCCUCCCGCAGUUUGGUCAAACUCAUGCUGGUAGCUUCGAGAGCACUGUCCAACCAUGAUAUUUAUUUCCAAGUCUGUGCACAAUAUCUGCAGGGCUCUCCUUCAUAAUGCUUGCCUUGAUUUUGUCAAGGUACAUUUAUUCCCUUCCAAAAAGCACUUGUUGGGUCUUUGUUUUCCGUGGCCCAGGGAGUUGUCGUGAAAGGGUACAGUAAUGGCACUGCUUUUGGGUGAGGGGGCAGCUUGUGCUGUUCUGCCUCAAUCGGUGGUUCUACAGAUUUCUUAGCUGAACUGGGAUUGGGGUUAUGUAAUGGGGGGAUGGGACGCGGGUGGCGCUGUGGGUUAAACCACAGAGCCUAGGAUUGCCGAUCAGAAGGUCGGCGGUUCGAAUCCCCACGACGGGGUGAGCUCCCGUUGCUCAGUCCCUGCUCCUGCCAACCUAGCAGUUCGAAAGCAUGUCAAAGUGCAAGUAGAUAAAUAGGUACCUCUCUGGCGGGAAGGUAAAUGGCGUUUCCGUGCACUGCUCUGGUUCGCCAGAAGCGACUUAGUCAUGCUGGCCACAUGACCCGGAAGCUGUAUGCCGGCUCCCUCAGCCAAUAAAGCAAGAUGAGCGCCGCAACGCCAGAGUCGGCCACGACUGGACCUAAUGGUCAGGGGUCCCUUUACCUUUACCUAAUGGGGGGGGCAGACUUAACCCAGUGUUUUCCAGGUGAGUUCUUCCAAAGCAGGUGUUAGAUGCAGUCUUGAUCAGUUUUUUAGUAUUUCAAAAUGUUAGCACACUAGUGUGUAAAUGCAAAAUAAUAAACAACUUUGCUAGGAGUCUAACCCAUCUUACAGAGUGGUCUCUGAAAGAAAUUCCCAAGUGAAUAUCCAUUUGGCUGUUUUCUUUUUCUUCAUUUCAUUAGUUUCCAAUGUAAAGCUGCUGGUUGGAGCUGUCCUGGCCUUUUCUUUCUCAGGGCUGUUCCCCUUUCCCCCAUUUUCUUCUGAUGGAUGAGGGACUGUCUAUACUGGAAGGGCUAGGUUCGAGUCACAAAUCUUAAAAAACCAGGAGAAGUACCAUCAGCCUUCCUUUACACUGGUCAAGCCUUCACUGAUGUUCAUUGGAUGGACAUUCAGCUAAUUUCAAAGGAUACUUAGUCACAUUUUGGGCAAGCAUUCUGCAAGAUUAAUAUUCAGCUGUAGUUUAAAUUCUUCUCAUGUUUGGACAAACUGAUGCAAAUACUUUUAUUUGCUCAUUGAAAGCCUAACUGCUCUUAUUAGCAGUGGGUAUCGGAAUCAAAGCAGUCAGUUCUAAAGUAUUAGUAUUACUAUAUAAGCAGUGACUGAAUUUCAGGUCCUGGCUGGUUCAUGACUAUGCAUAUUGUUGGUUACAAUAGAUGUAUUCUUCGCCUCCCAGCCAUGCACUGGGAUUGAAAAGAAUUGGACCUAGGAAAUGGCAGUUAUUUUAAUGUGAGAGGAGGAAGGGUGAAUACAGAUGACACAUUUUUACAAUUGUACCUGAUGUGUAACAAGAUAUUCCUUCCCAUUUGGCAAGAUUAUACCAAUUACCAUUCUUCUUUGGAGUGCAGCUUACUGUAUUGCAGUUUAAGCAUUUGUAGAAGCUCAGCGACCCCUUGUGGAAGCAAGGAAAUCAAACAUCUUGGGCUUCAGUGUAGGAAAAUGUAGAUGGCUGGCUAUAGGAAGUAGCUGUGUGAGUGGGGAAAAGGGCUAUAGCAAAUAUGCUAACUGUGAGAAACAGGGUCUGUUGAGGGUGGGAGAGAAGAAGAAAAAACUAACACCGACCUAGAUAAAAUGAGGGAUAUAAUACCUUUCAGCCUAGAAUAUUCUCUUCUCCCUGCCAUUUCCAUAAGAUGUCAUUGCUAAGAAAAUACCAAGCUAGUUCUAGUCUGAUGGUGAGAGCCAACAUACAAUGAGCAGGCAUGUGGCCAUGCAACAGGGCUUCUUCCUCGCCUCCCCCUACAGCCCCCUAAUCUGCUCCAACAAGUAGAUAAACCUUCAAGCAGAUAUUUGGGGGAAGGGGGACCCUGUGGAGCUGCAGAAGUCCCAUUGUGUAAGUGGGCAGACAGCAUUGCAUACCUCCCUGAAAUUGUAAAAAAAACUGUUAAGAUCCAUCAUUCAACAUCAUCCAAAAUGGUAGAUACUGAUUCCAUUGCUUUUCCCCCCUUUAUCAGCACGACAGUGAUGUCUACAUUCUGACUAAAGUGUCAGAUAUUUUGCACUCGAUAUUCAGCAGCUACAAGUCAAAGGUGUUACCAUGGUUUGAACAGCUACUACCACAAAUUGUCAACUUAAUUGUAAGUAUCCUGGAGCUCCUCAAGGCUCAUUUAGAAUGGCACAGAGGACCCUCAAAUUAAUAUUGUCAGCUAUGGGAGGAUGGGUCAGGGAAGUCUCCUUGUACAAUGAUGCUUAGGUACAACAUUUAUAAGAAAUUAUUUCAGUAGCUUAUUGGCUAUAAUUCUGUGCAGCUUUUCCCUUGACACUAAAUGUAAUGCUGGUAUAUGCAUUUGCACAGAGACAUAAACACUGCAACAAGAGGAAUAUUGGAGGAAUAGGAAAAUAUUAAGGGUAAAGAGUAACUUGGAGCAGUGAAGAUAGGCUUUUGUUUUGUAAAUAGUGCUGGCAUAUUUACAGUGAGAUGGUACUUUAGUUUUUCUCAAGAAGCAAUUAAGUAUCUAACUGAUGUAGGGUGAUGGACCCCGUAAUAUGUAUAUGUAAUUAUGUAUAUGAAACCUCUUCAAGGCUUUAGGGCUGGGCAUACCAUAUUGGUAGGUUAGGAAUCUAGGGCAAUCUGGGUUUCUAAAGAAGUUCUAGAUGUAAUGAGGUGGGAGGACAAGGGACAACCUCCAAACAGGUGGAAGGAAUGCUGCUUAUGUGGUUUUUUUUCUCCUUUACAGUGCCCACAUAGGCCAUGGCCAGACAGGCAGUGGGGUUUAUGCAUUUUUGAUGAUGUCAUAGAACACUGCAGCCCAUCCUCAUUCAAAUAUGCAGAAUACUUCUUGAGACCAAUGCUACAGUCAAUAUGUGACAACAGCCCAGAGGUUAGACAAGCAGCUGCAUAUGGUAUUGGCGUCAUGGCACAAUUUGGCGGGGACAAUUAUCGGCCUUUCUGCACAGGUAUCUUACAUGCUAUUUAUCUGGCACAUUUUAUCUUUUGCAUGUGCAACCUUCUGUUCAGGCCUGUAGGCUGCCAAUUUGACAGCUCUACUUGAAAGUGUAAUUUUGCCAAAAAAUUCAAAUAUAUAAUGCAGUGUGUGUUUUUUUCCCACCAAAAAAAUAUUGGCAUUACCAGAGGCCCUUCCAUUGCUGGUGAGAGUUAUUCAAUCAGCAGAUGCCAAAACCAAAGAAAAUAUCAACGCAACAGAAAACUGCAUUUCAGCAGUUGGGAAGAUCAUGAAGUUUAAGCCUGACUGUAUAAAUGUUGAAGAAGUGCUGCCUCAUUGGUUAUCAUGGCUGCCACUGCAUGAAGACAAAGAAGAAGCUGUUCAUACUUUCAAUUAUUUGUGUGACCUAAUAGAGAGGUAAGAAGAAAAUGCUGUUUGAGCCAUAAAGGUUAAGACUGAUUUCUACAUGUGUGUGCGUGAAGUGUAACAUUUGGCCAUGAUUUAUAUUUUUAGGCAUUACAUUUUUAGAUUUUAUUUCCGUUACCAUGUACAGCGGUACCUUGGUUCUCAAACUUAAUCCGUUACGGGAGUCUAUUCAACUCCCAAAACGGUUCGAAAACCAAAGCGCAGCUUCCAAUUGGCUGCAGGAGUUUCCUGCACUCAAGCAGAAGCCGCGCCGGGCGUUCAGCUUCCAGAACACUUACUUCCGGGUUUGUGGCAUUCGGGAGCCAAUUUGUUCGGCAACUAAGCCAUUUGAGAACCAAGGUACGACUGUCCUCCUCAAAUGUGAAAAUGAAACAACCCUUGAUAUAGUGUCUGCAGUUUUAACCCUCAUGUAUUAUCUCAAACUUUUUUAAAAAAAAAGUGAACACACAUACUUUUAAUUAAACAAAUCGAGGCUAUGGAGAUUAGUAAUUAUACUGCCCACCUCUCUUUCUAUUUGGCAAAUAACUGCCAUGGUGUACCCAUAAGGAAAAGGAUUAACUUCCUCAGUGCCACAGUUGCAAAAUAAAGGGAUGAAAGUUCCAUUCGUGUCUUUGUUUGGCCCAUGAUAACACAAUAAUUGUAUGUUAACGUUGACACCUUUUUAAAGUUUAAAAAUGUACAGCAGAAAAGAGUUUCCUAGAGAGGCUUCACAUAAAGUUACUGUUAAAAAAAUAAGCAACAAAUAGCUGCCAAUUAACAUAUUGGACCCUGUUACCAGGCCAGGUUAAUAAUUCCACACACAACAUAUUACAUAUAUCUGUUAUCUUGAGUUUAUGUUGUAUGCAUGUGUAGUGUAAUCAAUAUUAGUACAACAUGGUAGAUCCUUAUGGAACAUCUGUAGAGUGAUAGUUUAAUGUGUUGCUGGAUAUCAAAGGGAACAAACCUGCCUCAAAUGUUUAUUGCACAUUUAUUGCACUGUUUUGGUAGUCCUAAUAAGGUGGAUGAAAUUUAGAGUAGUUAACCCAGUUUAUAUUAGUUAAUUUCCUUCAUCCAGAGAUCAAAAUCCUGAAUAUGUUUAGAAAAUAACAUCCACCUGCAUUUACUGCGUUGCAGCAUCUGCAGAAAAUAACUCCUAGGGAGUACCUGACCUCAGAUGAGCCCACCACAGAAAAGAUGCUUUCUGGUUGCCAGGAAAAAAGGAAGGGCAAAUUAGGGAGAUUCCAGGGUGUGCUAGAAAAUAAGACAGGAGCAGAAAAAGGAGGAAAGAACAGAAAAUAUUUAGGACACCAACAAUGGCAACCUGGAAUUUUAAUAUAAUACUCUCCAUUAAAGCUGUUGUGUUAUGUGCCUAGGAACCUUUAUAGUGUUAAUGCUAGCUAAUUUUAAUUUUCUUUUGCAUUCCCAACAGUAAUCAUCCCAUUGUUUUGGGCCCCAACAAUUCUAAUCUGCCCAAAAUAUUCAGUAUAAUUGCGGAUGGUGAAAUGAACGAAGCUAUGAAGCGUGGAGAUCCAUGCACCAAACGACUGGCUAACGUAGUUCGGCAAGUGCAGGUAAAUGCAAAUUAAUAUUUUCAUGUCUGCAUUUUCACAUCUCGCCACUCCAAACCCUGGCUUAGCACAAAUGUGUGAGCUCUCAAGGAGACCACAGGUGCUUUGCUCCUCUCCAGUAGAGCAAGUAUGUCAGGGUUUCUCCUGUAGUUAUAGGUCAUGGUUUAAGAGGAGAGAUCUUAACAAAGAGCUCUUACAUUUCCAAGCACAAUUCAGAGUGUUGGUGCUGACCUUUAAAGCCCUAAACAGCCUUGGCCCAGUAUACCUAAAGGAAUGUCUCCACCCCCAUCGUCCAGCCCAGACACUAAGGUCCAGCUCCAAGGGCCUUCAGCCGGUUUCCUCCAAGGGCCUUCAGCGAAGUUACAGGGAACCAGGCAGAGGGCCUUCUUGGUAGUGGCACCCUCCCUGUGGAACGCCCUCCCAUCAGAUGUCAAAGAAAUAAACAACUAUCUGACUUUUAGAAGACAUCUGAAGGCAGCCCUGUUUAGGGAAGCUUUUAAUGUUUGAUAUUUUAUCAUGUUUUAAUAUUCUCUUGGGAGCUGCCCAGAGUGGUUGGGGAAACCCAGUCAGAUGGGCAGGGUAUAUUAUUAUUAUUAUUAUUAUUAUUAUUAUUGACACACUUCUUUACCUUGCCAUUCGAUAUUUAAGGGGUGAAAUUUUAAAACCAACCUUAUUUUUGUGACUAAGUUGUUUUAAACUCUCUUGAAUAUUGUGUUUUAAUGUUGUGACCUUGCCAAGGGACACUAAGAGUGAAAGGUGGAUAAUUAAUAAUAAUAAUAACCACAAUUGUAAACUGGGAUGAUAUGCUAAGCCAAACCUUGACUUAGCUGCUGUUCUGCACUAACCUAAAAAGUUCAGAGAGGAGCUAAGCAGAUGGCAAGCUGUCAUGGUAAGCCAUAUGGCGGCUUACCAUGACAUGCAAACCAGGCUGAUUUUGUCACUUGUCAGAAUUGUAACAUUUCCCUCAAAAGUGGCAGUAUCUCUGACUGGAAGACAUUUCAUUUUGAAAGAUAGCCACUGUCCAGUGGCCCAGAGCUUACUCAGAUUUGUGUGGCAUAUAAACACAAUUUACACGCAGCAAAUAGUAGAAGGAAUGCACACGUCUUAGUAGAGUUAUAAAGCAUAAUCUACUCUGCUGGGAGAAGAUAAACAAGAUGAAUAAAAUUUCAGAUCUUGCAAUUCAGAAAAAACCAAAGGAAAGGGAGGUUCUGGAAAGUAGCUUGCCACGUUUUUGCUGUGGUUUUGUCCUUCUUACCCUGGUUAAUUUAUUCCUUGUCUUCCCAGUCUUGUGUCUAAGAAUCACCAUAUACUUUCUCUAGAACAGAGAUGGGGAAUCUGUGGCCCUCCAGAUGUUGUUGAAUUCCAACUCACAUGCUCCUUAAUUACUGGGCAUGCUGGCUGGGAUUAAUGGAAUCUGAAAUCCAGUAACAUCUUCUAGAGAGCCUCUGAUUCUGUUCCUGUUCCAGAAGAACGUGAAUCUCUAAAAGAAUGUUAGCAAUGCUUAUUAUUUUAGCUGUAUUGAGUACUUUUUACCUGUUGUGUUCCAGUCCACUCAUUUUAAACUUUUUAAUAUUGUCUUACCUCCACACACCUGAGCACACUUAGCAAGAUGAAGUAGAAGGUUUAUAAGAGUGGGAAAGAUUUUGUGUGCAAGGGUGUCUUCUAAAGCUCCUAUUGGAUACCUAUUAAUAUGCAUGUUUAACUUACCCACUAUUUUUCCUUCAUUCUGUAGACUUCUGGAGGUUUGUGGACAGAAUGCAUAUCUCAGCUCAAUGCAGAACAGCAGGCAGCCAUACAGGAGCUCCUGAACUCUGCGUAAAGGGCCUUAAUUAUCAUCCACAAGAAAACUCCAAAUAAACAUUUACCCUUCGGUUUAGGUUUCUUUGUUUUGUUUUUAAGAGAGAAAACUGUAGUGCAUGUAGGCCAUUCUGCAACCUACAAGCAGUGGCAGCAGGAAGAAACGGUUUCAAAUGGUGUUGCAAUGAAUUUCUACCCAUCAGCACUGAAGGAGCUCCCUGUAAAACCUGCAGUAGCACUGAAGAGUAUUUUUCUAAUGGUAUGAACCAACCACAUGAUGGUGAAAGGGAAACAAGUUGAAUUUCCAUUAAGCAUAAACUUAAUUAAGACAGCUUUUAAGACCAGGUAUUCAGUAGACACCCAUUAUAACAGAUUACAGGCAUUUUUACCCUCUAGUGUUAACAUGUAUUGGAGUGUGAGUAUUUUUGUAGGGUAGAAAACACCCUUCUGCCCACCAAACCAAGUAGAUUAAGAGACUAUAAACUGACGGCAACAUCGAGCAUGAAGACUUCAUCGAUAUCGCAUUCAGUUCUCUGAAACAGGCUUGUGUAGCGACUCAAUGAAGAAGGCCAUUGAGCUCUCAGCCCUUGAAUGUGAAGUGUCUUUGGCAUGUCUGACAGUAUCUCAUCCACUCCUUCAAUAAAUGACAUUGAAAUACAAUCAAAGUUUGUGUAAAAGUCCAGUGCUGUGUGGUCUCUUGUUUGCCUUCAGUGGAAAUAAUUGUUUACUUUUCCAAGUACAACAUGUCGCGCUCAGAAUGCUUGGUCUGUAAUCAUGUUUUUUCAGUCUUCGUAUCUCCGUGUGUAGAGAUUUAAGAAUCCACUUCUUAGGGUACUUUCAUGUUCUCCAUAUGUCUUUUUGUUUGCUUGUUUUGACCUGAUUCCAUAUUUUCUGAGAUGUGCAUUUUAGCAACAGAAUGGUCGCUGAAUAGAAUUGCCCAGUCUUUGUAAAUCGGCACACAUACAAAGCUUCAUUUAAAAAUGAAAUUGGUAACAUCUUUUGAAAGGGGGGAUGUGACUUAAGUACUGUUCUGCGUAGUGCUUCAUUAUGGGCCUUUUUAAUAUGAGAUCUUCAGUGUUUAAGUAUUUGAUUUUGUUCUAUGGUGUCCCAAGGAACAGGAAAGAGCUAUGCUUGACUCAAAACCACUAGGACUUACUUCUAAGUAAGCACACAUAUGAUUACACUGUAAAUGAAUUCAAUCUGACUUUGACAACUGAAAAGUUGAAACACUACAUAAAGGGACUACAGUAACAUAGAAUCAAGAAGGUGUGUCUAGAUCUUGUGUCUGACCUAUAAAAACUCAUGCCACAAUAUAUUUUAAGUUAAAAAAAAAUCACAGUACUUGUUUUUGUCAAGGCCUGAAGAAUGGACUUUUCUAGUUCAUGGUUAAUCAUCUGGUACCAUGAUGAAAGACAAAGGUUUCUAUUUAAUCCCUGUGCUUUUGAGGAAGGAAAAGGCUUAUUUCUAACAAAAGAAACAAGUUCCACCUCCAUCUUCUGUUUUGGACUAGAUUUUUAAAUAAUUGCUCAUUUUGAGCAUCUCUCCUGCAUAGUUUCUUCAGGCUGUUGCCACUUGGUAUAUAUAUGCAAUAUCUGCUAUUUGCCUUCAUGUCAGCUCCUUCAUGGAGCCAUUCAGAUUGCAUUGUAAUGUCACUAAAACUUCCAGAAUUGAGCUAUUUCCUAUCUGUGUAAACACAUGAAAUACUGAGCUUUGGGUGGUUCAACCCACCUCUCAUUCAUUCCUCUCUGGAAUAGACAGUGCUGCUAAGCUUUGGCUACAACAGUGGAUUUUUUGUUUUAACAGUCUGUAUUUUACACCAUACAGAAAUCUUUAUAUCCAUACUUCUGCUCAAAUGCUGCUGCAGAUUAAGAUUAAGUUAUGGAGAGGAAAAUGAAUUGAUUCUUUAUGGCACAAAGUACCAACGUGAUAAGCACUGUGUGUCAUCUUAAAUUUUGGGACUACACAAGAAGCAAGAAUAUCAUAGCUAUGGCUUGCUUCAGCAUUAUGAUUUUCUUUCACCAAAAAUGAAUACCCAAACUUAUAUGGGAAAAGGUUGCAGAAAUUGCCAUAUUAUAUUUGAACCCUGUUCUUUAAUAUUGCACUUAAAUCUCACUGCAAAAAUAUUGGUGCACAACAAAGCAUUUUAAUAUUCCAUGCUGUCUACUUGGAGCAUAAUCUGGAGUCUUGAAAAUCUGUCUGCUAUAGGUUCACAAGGAAGUGUCAUGGUGCUGUCCUGCUUUUUGUGUGUUUUAUAACUUAACAUGGUUUCUUCAAAAAUUCUCAAAGUGGUCCUGAAGUUCCUGUACUUUCAUGCAACUCCCAUGUUCUGGUACAUGCAUUCUCUCCCUGGCUUACAAUACAAAUUCACGGUGAAGCACCUUUUCCCAAUUUUGACUUAUAUGGAACACCAAGUGAAACACCUUGAAUUGCUCAAAACACGACACAAAUAAGCCUGACCCAAUAUAUACAAGGACUGAAUAAUGUGAGGAGACUAUUUCACUGAAGCAUUCUCUGAUCCAAAUAUCCAUGUUCAUAAUGCUGUAUGUUCCAUAUAAUGGUAAUCAUUUCUGAUUUUGACGCUCUUUUUUUCUUCCAAAGGCUAUUCUGAUCAAUAAAAAUAGGCCAUCCUAGCACAUGUUUUCAAAACAGUCUGUGUGAUAAAUGGAUGGUUAAUGAGCAAUACCUGAAAAAUAUCCAGCUGUGAAAUUCCUUGUGAAAUUGUACUAGUCUUAAAAACUGUUGAAAU